CCAAGCACUCUAUAUAAGACAUCAGCAACUACAGAGGACACACCAACAACUACAGCUACAAUUGUACCAACAACAGAAAUGUCCACUACCACUGGAUAUAAUCAACCAAAUGAAACAGCUGCAGAAAGAGCAACAACAGAAUCAAUUAAAAUAACAUCUACUUUAGUUCCAAACACAAUAACUGAAUCAACAACAACUAGAGCGGAAACUCCAUUAACUACAUCUACAACGAUACCAUCAACUACAAUACUAGCAGAAGUGACUAUAAUCACUGAAUCCACAACACAAGCUACAACAACCACAGAACCAACAACCUCAGAUUUGACACAAAGAGAACUAACUGAAUCUACAACUAUUGUGGGCCCAGACACAACAACUCCAGCCUCAGCAACUACAAAGGAAACUCCAAUAACUACAGCUACACCUGUAAUAAUAACACAAGCUGAAACAACAGAAUCAACUACAUCAGAAUUAACUGCAUUUACAACUAUACUAAUUCCAAGCACUGUAUAUAAGACAUCAGCAACUACAGAGGAGACACCAACAACUACAACCACUGGAUAUAAUAAACAGGCUGCCGAAUCAACUGAAUUAACAACUAUUUUAUUUCCAAGCACAAUAACUGAAUCAACAACAAUGAGAGAGGAUUCUCUAUUAACUACAUCUACAACUAUACCAUCAAGUACAAUACUGACAAAAAUAACUACUAUUACUGAAUCCACAACACAGGCUACCACAACCACAGAAACAACAACCUCAGAUUUGACACCAAGUGAAUUAACUAAAUCUACAACUAUUCUGGGCCCAGACACAACAACUCCAGCCUCAGCAACUACAGAGGGAACACCAGCAACUACAGCUACACCUGUAAUUAUAACACAAGCAAAAACAAUAGAAUCAACUGCAGCAGAAUUAACAGCAUUUACAACUACACUGAUUCCAAGCACUCUGUAUAAAACAUCAGCAACUACAGAGGAGACACCAACAACUACAGCUACAACUGUACCAACAACAGAAAUGUCCACUAUCACUGGAUAUAAUCAACCAGAUGAAACAGCUGCAGAAAGAGCAACAACAGAAUCAAUUAAAAUAACACCUACUUUAGUUCCAAACACAAUAACUGAAUUAACAACAACUAGAGCAGAAACUCCAUUAACUACAUCUACAACAAUACCAUCAACUACAGUACUAGCAGAAGUGACUAUAAUCACUGAAUCCACAACACAAGCUACAACAACCACAAAACCAACAACCUCAGAUUUGACACAAAGAGAACUAACUGAAUCUACAACUAUUGUGGGCCCAGACACAACAACUCCAGCCUCAGCAACUACAAAGGAAACUCCAAUAACUACAGCUACACCUGUAAUAAUAACACAAGCUGAAACAACAGAAUCAACUACAUCAGAAUUAACUGCAUUUACAACUACACUGAUUCCAAGCACUCUGUAUAAAACAUCAGCAAAUACAGAGGAGACACCAACAACUACAGCUACAACUGUACCAACAACAGAAAUUACAACUACCACUAGAUAUAAUCAACCAGUUGAAACAGCUGCAGAAACAGCAACAACAGAAUCAAUUAAAAGAACAUCUACUUUAUUUCCAAACACAAUAACUGAAUCAGCAACAACUAGAGAGGAUUCUCUAUCAACCACAUCUACAACGAUACCAUCAACUACAAUACUAGCAGAAAUGACUAUAAUCACUGAAUCCACAACACAAGUUACAACAACCACAGAACUGACAACAAGAAAUCUAACUGAAUCUACAACUAUUCUGGGCCCAGAUACAACAACUCCAGCCUCAGCAACUACAAAGGGAACACAAUCAACUACAGCUACACCUGUAAUAACAACACAAGCUGAAACAACAGAAUCAACUACAGCAGAUUUUACAGCAUUUACAACUACACUAAUUCCAAGCACUGCAUAUAAGACAUCAGCAUCUACAGAGGAGACACCAACAACUACAGCUGCAACUGUACCAACAACAAAAAUGACUACAACCACUGGAUAUAAUAAACAGGCUGCAGAAUCAACUGAUUUAACAACUUUUUUAUUUUCAAGCACAAUAACUGAAUCAAAAACAACUAGAGAGGAUUCUCUAUUAACUACAUUUACAACUAUACCAUCAAGUACAAUACUGACAAAAAUAACUACUAUCACUGAAUCCACAACACAGGCUACCACAAACACAGAACCAACAACAACAGUAUUGACACCAAGUAAAUUAACUGAAUCUACAACUAUUCUGGGCCCAGACACAACAAAUCCAGCCUCAGCAACUACAGAGGGAACACCAGCAACUACAGCUACACCUGUAAUUAUAACACAAGCAAAAACAAGAGAAUCAACUGCAGCAGAAUUAAGAGCAUUUACAACUACACUGAUUCCAAGCACUCUGUAUAAAACAUCAGCAACUACAGAGGAGACACCAACAACUACAGCUACAACUGUACCAACAACAGAAAUUACAACUACCACUGGAUAUAAUCAACCAGUUGAAACAGCUGCAGAAAGAGCAACAACAGAAUCAAUUAAAAUAACAUCUACUUUAUUUCCAAACACAAUAACUGAAUCAACAACAACUAGAGAGGAUUCUCUAUUAACCACAUCUACAACGAUACCAUCAACUACAAUACUAGCAGAAAUGACUAUAAUCACUGAAUCCACAACACAAGUUACAACAACCACAGAACCAACAACCUCAGAACUGACAACAAGAAAUCUAACUGAAUCUACAACUAUUCUGGGCCCAGAUACAACAACUCCAGCCUCAGCAACUACAAAGGGAACACAAUCAACUACAGAUACACCUGUAAUAUCAACACAAGCUAAAACAACAGAAUCAACUACAGCAGAUUUUACAGCAUUUACAACUACACUAAUUCCAAGCACUGCAUAUAAGACAUCAGCAUCUACAGAGGAGACACCAACAACUACUGCUGCAACUGUACCAACAACAGAAAUGAUUACAACCACUGGAUAUAAUAAACAGGCUGCAGAAUCAACUGAUUUAACAACUUUUUUAUUUUCAAGCACAAUAACUAAAUCAACAACAACUACAGCUACACCUGUAAUUAUAACACAAGCAAAAACAAUAGAAUCAACUACAGCAGAAUUAACAGCAUUUACAACUACACUGAUUCGAAACACUCUAUAUAAGACAUCAGUAACUACAGAGGAGACACCAACAACUACAGCUACAACUAUACCAACAACAGAAAUUACCACUACCACUGGAUAUAAUCAACCAGUUGAAACAGCUGCAGAAACAGCAACAACAGAAUCAAUUAAAAGAACAUCUACUUUAGUUCCAAACACAAUAACUGAAUCAACAACAACUGCAGAGGAUUCUCUAUUAACCACAUCUACAACGAUACCAUCAACUACAAUACUAGCAGAAAUGACUAUAAUCACUGAAUCCACAACACAAGUUACAACAACCACAGAACCAUCAACCUCAGAAAUUACAACAAGAAAACUAACUAAAUCUACAACUAUUCUGUGCCCAGAUACAACAACUCCAGCCUCAGCAACUACAAAGGGAACACAAUCAACUACAGCUACACCUGUAAUAACAACACAAGCUGCAACAACAGAAUCAACUACAGCAGACUUUACAGAAUUUACAACCACACUGAUUCCAAACACUGCAUAUAAGACAUCAGCAACUACAGAAGAGACACCAACAACUACAGCUGCAACUGUACCAACAACAGAAAUUACUACAACCACUGGAUAUAAUAAACAGGCUGCAAAAUCAACUGAUUUAACAACUAUUUUAUUUUCAAGCACAAUAACUGAAUCAACAACAACUAGAGAUGAUUCUCUAUUAACUACAUCUACAACGAUACCAUUAACUACAAUACUAGCAGAAAUAACUAUAAUCACUGAAUCCACAACACAAGUUACAACAACCACAGAACCAUCAACCUCAGAAAUGACAACAAGAAAACUAACUGAAUCUACAACUAUUCUGGGCCCAGAUACAACAACUCCAGCCUCAGCAACUACAAAGGGAACACAAUCAACUACAGCUACACCUGUAAUAACAACACAAGCUGCAACAACAGAAUCAACUACAGUAGACUUUACAGAAUUUACAACCACACUGAUUCCAAGCACUGCAUAUAAAACAUCAGCAUCUACAGAGGAGACACCAACAACUACAGCUGCAACUGUACCAAAAACAGAAAUGACUACAACCACUGGAUAUAAUAAACAGGCUGCAGAAUCAACUGAAUUAACAACUAUUUUAUUUUCAAGCACAAUAACUGAAUCAACAACAACUAGAGAGGAAUCUCUAUUAACUACAUCUACAACUAUACCAUCAAGUAAAAUACUGACAAACAUGACUACUAUCACUGAAUCCACAACACAGGCUACCACAACCACAGAAACAACAACAGUAGUGACACCAAGUGAAUUAACUGAAUUAACUGAAACUAAUCUGGGCCCACACACCACAAAUCCUGCCUCAGCAACUACAGAGGGAACACCAUCAACUACAGUUACACCUGUACUAUCCACACACACUGAAAAAACAGAAUCAAGUACAGCAGAAUUUACAGCAUUUACAACUAAACUGAUUCCAAGCACUCUAUAUAAGACAUCAGCAACGACAGAGGAGACACCAACAACUACAGCUACAACUGUACCAACAACAGAAAUUACCACUACCACUGGAUAUAAUAAACCAGAUGAAACAGCUGCAGAAACAGCAGCAAUAGACCCAAUUAAAAUAACAUCUACUUUAGUUCCAAACACAAUGACUAAAUCAUCAAUAACUAGAGCGGAAACUCCAUUAAUUACAUCUACAUCUAUACCAUCAACUACAAUACUAGCAGAAGUGACUAUAAUCACUGAAUCCACAACACAAGCUACAACAAUCACAGAACCAACAACCUCAGAUUUGACACAAAGAGAACUAACUGAAUCUACAACUAUUCUGGGUCCAGAUACAACAACUCCAGCCUCAGCAACUACAAAGGGAACACCAAUAACUACAGUUACACCUGUAAUAAUAACACAAGCUAAAACUACAGAAUCAACUUCAGCAGAAUUAUUAGCAUUUACAACUACACUGAUCCCAAGCACUGUAUAUAAAACAUCAGCAACUACAGAGGAGACACCAACAACUACAGCUGCAACUGUACCAACAACAGAAAUGACUACCACCAAUGGAUAUAAUAAACAGGCUGCAGAGUCAACUAAAUCAACUACUAUUUUAUUUCCAAGCACAAUAACUGAAUCAAGAACAACUAGAGAGGAUUCUACACCUGCAACUAUACCAUCAAGUACAAUACUCACAGAAGUGACACAAUUUACCACUCUUACAGAAAUGGCACCAAAGGAUUUAACUGAAUCUACAACUAUUCUGGGCCCAUACACAACAGCCUCACUUACUACAGAGGAAACACCAAACAUUACACGUACAACAUUUUUAACAGCACAGGAUGAAACAGCAGAAUUAACAGCAUUUACAACUACACUGAUUCCAAGCACUGUAUAUAAGACAUUGUCAACUACAGAGGAGACACCAACAACUACAGCUACAACAGUACCAAUGAAAGAAAUGACUAUUACUACUGAAUACAGAAAACAGGCUGCAACAACAACAGAAAAUGCAGCAACAAAAUCAACUGAAUUAACAACUACUUUAUUUCUAAGCACAAUAAAUGAAUCAUCAACAACUACAGAGGAAUCUGUAUUAACUAUUCCUACAAUUACAAUACUGACAGAAGAGAUUACUAUCACUGAAUCCACAACACGAGAUACCACAACCACAGAACCAACAACAACAGUAUUGACACGAAGACAACUAAUUAAAUCUACAACUAUUCUGAGCCCAAACACUACAACUCCAACCUCAGCAACUACAGAGGGAACACAAACAACUACACCUACAACAAUUUCAACAGCACAAGUUGAAACAACAGAAUCAACUACAGCAGAAUUAACAGAAUUAACAACUAAUGUGAUUCCAAGCACUCUAUAUAAGACAUCAGCAACUACAGAGGAGACACCAACAACUACAGCUACAACUGUACCAACAACAGAAAUGCUCAUUCCUACUGAGCAUAAAAAACAGUCUGUAACAACCACAGGAACAGCAAUAACAGAAUCAAUUGAAUUAACAUUUAAUUUUAUUCCAAGCACAAUAACUGAAUCCUCAACAACUAGAGAGGAUUCUAUUUUAACUACACCAUUAACUACAAUACUGUCAGAUUCAGCGACUGCUAUCGCUGAAUCCACAACACAGACUAACACAACCACAGAACCAACAACAACAGAAUUGCUCGCUACCAUAUCUACAUCACAAGCUACAACAAUUGUAGAACCAACAAGAGCAAAAUUAGCUACAUCUUCUAUACUGAUUCCAGCCCCUGAAACAUUGACAACUACCGAGGGGACACCAACAAAUAAAGCUACAACUAUGCCACAAACUACAAUACUAACAACAGAAGUAGCCACUGGCUCAAAAUCCACAACACACUCUACAAUAAAUACCGAUUUAAAUACAGUAGAAUUAUUUGAAUUGAAAACUACAUUAACUCCAAGCACCACAAUGGACCAACUAAUAACUUCAGAGAACACUCUGUUAACUACACCUAAAACUCCAAAUAUAAUACUAACACCAGAAUCCUCUCAUAAAACUGAAACCACAAUUCAGGCUACAUCCACCACAGAACAAAAAACAGCAGAACCAACUCUUUUAGCAACCAUCACAACUCCAGCUGCAACAGAAGUACAAACAACUACAGAGAAAAAGCUAUUAAAUACACCUACAUCUGUAUUUCAGACUAAACUACUAUCAACAGAAUUAUCCACUGCCACUGAUUCUAUAACAACAGCAGAUAGAACAAUUACAUCAACAGAACAGGUUACUGACACUGAAUCCAUAAAAGAAACUGCAGACACAACUGUUUUAUUUCCUAUCACUGCAAAUAAAGAACAAACAAUUAUGAAAGAAAAAUCAACAAUCCCAACUUCACUUGUAAGACUAACAACUAUACCAACUGCUGAACCAGAAACUACCAUAAAAUUCACAAAAAACAGACAACUACAAAUGUAAUAACAGCUGAAGCAACUGCAGAAUUUAUUGGAUUAACAACUGACUUAUCUGCAAGCAUCAAAACUGAAUCAUCAACUACAGUGGAAACUACACCAAAUGCACCUACAACUGUGACACCUACUGCAACUCUGAAAAUGGAAGCAACUGCCUCCAUUAAAUCCACAACACAGACUAUAACACCAACAGAAACAACAACAGCAGACACAACUGCAUUUACAAGUAUUCUGGUUAUAAACACCACACCUGAAGAACUAGGAAUUGCAGAGGUAAAACAAACUACACAUAAAAUAUCAUCAACAAAAGAAAUGACAAUUAAACCUGAAUCCACACAGGCUCCAAUAAACAUUGGACCAACAACAGGAGAAACAACUCUUUUACCAACCAUCAUAACUCCAUUCAUAAAUACAGUACAAACAUCUACAGAGAAAAAUCUAUUAACUACACCUACAUCUGAACAUCAAACUAAACAAGAAUUUACUAGAUUAACAUCUAAUAAAGAUUUUGGCUUAAGCAUCCCAACUGGAGAAUCAACAAUUACAGAGGAAAUCCAUACAAAUGUGCCCCCAUCUACAUUUCUUGCGAUAGACAUUACCACAAGCAUAAAAUCCACAAUAGAGACUACACCAUUCACAGAACAAAUGACAGCAAUAUUAACUCCAUUAACAAGCACCAUAGUUCCAGAAACAACUGAAAAAAUGCCAUCAACUUCAUACACAACUUCUUUACUAACUACACCACUGACAAUAGAAACAACCACUACCAUUGAAUCUACAACACAGGAUAGAACAACCACAAAGUCAACAAAAGCAGAAACAACUAUAUUAACAACUAACAUAUCUGCAAGCACCACAACUAAAUCACCAAAAACUACAGAUCAACCUCCAUCAAUUACAAGAAAAAUGGUGCCACAAUCUAUCACUCAAACAAUGGAAGCAACCAUUCUAACUGAAUUCACAGCACAGGCUGAGGCUGUAACCUCCACAGAACUUAUGACACCAGGCUCAAAUGCAUCUUUAAUUACUAUGAUUAAAAGUACCACACCUGAAGCAUCAACAACUUCAGAAGCAAAAGAAACAUCUACAAUCAAACCAUCAAAAGAAGUGGCCAUUACCACUGAAUUUACAACACAGUCUACAAUAACCAUGAAAGCAGCAAAUGCAGAGUCAAAUAUAUUAAUGACCACUAUAGUGCCACCCACCAUGACUGAAGUACAAUCAACACCAUCAACUGCUACCCCUACAACUAUACAGGCAACUAAAACUAUGAGAACAGCAAUGUUUACAACAGAACAACUGGCCAGCCAGCCUGAACCUACAACAGAAUCAACUGUAGGCACCCCAAAAUCUGUGACUGAAGUACAAAUAACUACAAAAGAAAUGUCAAGAAUUUCAGAUUUAAUUUUAAAACUAUCCACACCCAUCAAGGAAUCACACUUUACUAGAGAAUCCACAAAACAGGAAACUACAACAACUGCAGGACCAAUAUCAAAAACAAUUGCACCUACAGAUUUAACUGUAUAUUUAAAUAUUUCCACUCCAACCCCUACAACAGAAGUACCACCAACUACAAAGAAAACACCUGCAAAUACACAUACAUCUGUAACUUUAAUCACAAUACCAACAUCCAAAGAAAUCUCUAUCACUGAAUUCACCUCACAGUCUACAACAACCACAGAACAAACAAGAACUACUAAAAACACAGACACUAAAGAGCCAACAAGCACAAUAGAAGCUCAGAGAACAUUUUAUAUUGUAACUCUAGUAGAAGGAACCACUGUUACUGAGCCUACAACACAGGUUGCAAAGACCAUAAAGUCAACAACAGCAUCACCAUUUAGUAUAGCUCUAAGCACUAGGACUGUGGAACCAAAAACUCAGUCUUCGACUACACCAAUGACCAAAUAUGCAUCGGCAUCCCCUCCUGAUCCCAAAACAACAACAGAAACAUUAACAUCAAAAUCAACUUCAUCUGCAAUUACUUUAUUUCCAAUUACUACAGUUGAAGCACAAACAACUAGAAAGAAGACACUAACCACUACAUUUACAAGUGUUCCAGCAACAGUGAAGACAAGUGAUAUUUCAAUUCCAAACACUUCGGCUGCAGAGGAAACAUCAUCUAUACCAACAAUUGUACAACUAACAACCAUAAAAUCACCCGAAAUAAGCAUGGCCACAAUCACAUCUACAAUGACUCUCCCUCUAAACAUUACAACUGAAGCACUAACAGCUCCAGAGGAUUCUAUAAUUUCUACAGCCACAUACAUUACACCAACAACUCGAACAUCUAAAUCAGAAUUAACAAUUGAAAGUUCAUCCUCUGCUCAGCCAACUGCACCACCAUUUUUUACAAAUGUACAACAAUCUUCUGCAACUCUAAGUUUUUUAAGUGAAAAAUCAAAUGUAUAUACAUCUGUUUUGCCAAGUCCACUCAUUACAAGCACUACAACUGAGGAUGUAACUCUAACAACUUUAAAUAAAUCUGAAAUAAGCACAGCUAAAGCAAAAACUGUGGAUGACACUGCAAUUUUAGCCACAACUACAUUCACUAAAGCUGUCACUUCAUCCAAUUAUUCAAGUGCAGAAUUAACAAUUUAUACGAGAUCUCCCAACCUUUCAACUUACACAGUGCCUCUCUUCAUGAUAGCUGGUACAGGUGUGGGUCAAACCAUAUUGGUGUUCAAUUCAUCUGCACCUAUUCCUACUGAGACUCUGGUCCUGUUGAGUUCUCAGCUCACAAGCAUAAGUGAUUUAAUACAAGUCACAAACUUUACCAGUGAA
Molecule: messenger RNA, 9857 nt
Organism: Silurus meridionalis
Lineage: Eukaryota; Metazoa; Chordata; Actinopteri; Siluriformes; Siluridae
Product: mucin-2-like
Exons: 3
Coding region: 79-7080 (2333 amino acids)
Source: RefSeq, a predicted model, not a curated record